Messenger RNA from Moesziomyces aphidis, 2142 nucleotides. Lineage: Eukaryota; Fungi; Basidiomycota; Ustilaginomycetes; Ustilaginales; Ustilaginaceae. The record is from the annotation of a GenBank genome assembly.
AUGCUGGUAGCGCCUCGAUCCCUUCUGCCGAACCUCUCCAGACACUUUUCGGCGGCUCUCGUUCGUCCCUCGGCUUCGACAGCGCCUCGCUGCCUGCCAUCCCCUUCGCUCGCACUUCCAUUCUCCGCAACAUCCACAGCUCGCAAAAUGUCUGACCGCACCGAGGUCAAGCGCGAUGCGCACCCCUUCUCGCGCGGCCAGCUCGAGGGCCUCAUGACCAAGCGCUUCUUCUACAUCCAGGCCUUCGAGAUCUACGGCGGCGUGGGUGGUCUCUACGACUACGGCCCCACCGGUGCCGCGCUCCAGGCCAACAUCAUCAACCAGUGGCGCAACCACUUUAUCAUCGAGGAGGAGAUGCUCGAGCUCGACACCACCAUCAUGACGCUCGCCGACGUGCUCAAGACCUCGGGCCACGUCGACAAGUUUGCCGACUGGAUGUGCAAGGACACCAAGAACGGCGAGAUCUUCCGUGCAGACCACCUCGUCGAGGGCGUGCUCGAGGCGCGUCUCGAGGGCGACAAGCAGGCGCGCGCCAAAGAGGCCGGCGAGACCAUCGCCGUCCCCGCUGAGCCUGCCGCCGGCGACGACAAGAAGACCAAGAAGAAGAAGGUCAAGUCGAGCGCCGUCAAGCUCGACGAUGCGCUGGUCGCCGAAUACACCUCGACGCUCGCGCAGAUCGACAACUUCGACGGCAAGCAGCUCGGCGAGCUCAUCCGCAAGUACGACAUCCGCUCGCCCGAGUCCGGCAACGAGGUCUCGGAGCCCAUCGAGUUCAACCUCAUGUUCGAGUCCUCCAUCGGCCCCACCGGCCAGGUCAAGGGCUACCUGCGUCCCGAGACGGCGCAGGGCCACUUUGUCAACUUCCAGCGUCUGCUCGAGUUCAACAACGGUCGCGUCCCCUUUGCCAGUGCGCAGAUCGGCAAGUCGUUCCGCAACGAGAUCAGCCCGCGCGCCGGUCUGCUGCGCGUGCGCGAGUUCACCAUGGCCGAGAUCGAGCACUUUGUCGACCCCGAGGACAAGAACCACGAGCGCUUCGACGAGGUCAAGGACAUCCAGGUGCCGCUGCUCGCCAAGGACGUGCAGGAGUCCGGCAAGACCGACAUCACCACCAAGACCAUCGGCGACGCCGUCGCACAGGGCGUCAUCGACAACCAGACGCUCGGCUACUUUAUCGGCCGCAUCUACCUCUUCCUCGUCAAGAUCGGCAUCGACCCCAGGCGUCUGCGCUUCCGCCAGCACAUGAGCAACGAGAUGGCGCACUACGCCAGCGACUGCUGGGACGCCGAGAUCCACACCUCCUACGGCUGGAUCGAGUGCGUCGGUUGUGCGGACCGCAGCGCCUACGACCUCACCGUGCACAGCAAGAGGACCAAGAAGGAUCUUGUGGUGCAAAAGGCGCACAAGGAGCCCAAGGUGUACGACAAGCUCGUGGCGACGAUCGUCAAGAAGAACAUUGGUCCCAAGUUUAAGAAGGAUGCCAAGAUUGUCGAGGAGGCGAUUCUCGAGAUGGACCAGAAGAAGCUCGGCGAGCUCGAGUCGCAGCUCAAGAACGGAUCGGCACCGCUGACGGUCUGCACGGGUCAGACGUUUGAGCUCACCACCGAUGUGGUGACGGUGGAGAUGAAGACGAUCCGCGAGACGGUGCGCGAGUUUACGCCCAACGUGAUCGAGCCCUCGUUUGGUAUCGGCCGUAUCUUCUACUCGCUGUUGGAGCACAGUUUCUGGACGCGUGCCGAGGAUCAGGACCGUGGUGUUUUAAGUCUGCCUCCUCUGGUGGCACCCAUCAAGGCGCUCAUUGUGCCCAUCAGCUCCAACGAGAAGCUGGCGCCGCUGGUCAAGCAGGUGAGCCGCAAGCUUCGUUCCGCCGGUGUGGCGUCGCGUGUGGACGACUCCAACGCGAGUAUCGGCAGGAGGUAUGCGCGAAACGACGAGCUCGGAACGCCGUUUGCCUGCACGCUCGACUUUGCCAGUCUCAGCAAGGGCACCAUGACGCUGCGUGAGCGCGACUCGACCGCACAGCGCAUCGGCCCCAUCGACCAGGUCAUCGACGUCAUCCGCCAGCUCUGCGACGCAAGCCUCGACUGGGAAGGCGCCUGCAAGAUCCUCCCCGAGUACUCGGGCCAGCAGGACGUCGAGGCCUAG